Molecule: messenger RNA, 1527 nt
Organism: Eucalyptus grandis
Lineage: Eukaryota; Viridiplantae; Streptophyta; Magnoliopsida; Myrtales; Myrtaceae
Product: GRAS family protein RAD1
Exons: 1
Coding region: 1-1527 (508 amino acids)
Biological process (GO): regulation of DNA-templated transcription
Cellular component (GO): nucleus
Molecular function (GO): sequence-specific DNA binding; DNA-binding transcription factor activity
Source: RefSeq, a predicted model, not a curated record
AUGAGUCUAGGCUACUUGCAACCCGAACUCUAUAGUGAAGAUCAGUAUGAUGAGUCCCAUGUCCUCGACCUGAACCUUUCGACGCUGGAGUGUUACUCAGUUUCAUCCACGUCCAGCCUACAGAGCAUCCACAGAUGUUUCUUGGAUGAAACAAGAAAUUGCAAGAGGUUGAAGGUAGAACCAUCCAUCGGAGAAUCCAUAGAGAGUAAGGAAAUUGUGCACCGUGGCUGCAGCGGUAUGAGGACUAAUAGCUCUAAUAGCUUGCGUAAGCUUCAGUUCAGGGAUCAUAUAUGGGCAUACACCCAGAGGUACUUGGCAGUCGAGGCCAUGGAAGAAGCUGCAGCGGCCAUCAUGCAAGGUGAUCAAAGCGAGAUGAGGGAGGAGGGAAAUGGAGACGCGAUGAAACUUGUCCAGCGACUCAUCGCUUGUGCAGAGGCUGUGGCUUGUCGCGACAAGACACACGCCUCCGCAUUGCUUUCGGAGCUCAGUUCCAAAGCUCUGGUGUUCGGCACGUCGUUUCAGCGAGUUGCAUCUUGCUUUGUGCAAGGCCUUGUUGACCGCCUGGCACUUGUUCAACCAUCGGGGGCUGUGGGAAUCGUUGGUCAAAGUGCAAGGGAGAUGGUGAUGACGAACGAGAAAGAAGAGGCUCUUCGCCUCGUCUAUGAGAUUUGUCCAUACAUCCAAUUCAGUCACUUUAUUGCAAAUGAAUCAAUCUUGGAAGCCUUUGAGGGAGAGAGUUCAAUUCAUGUGGUGGACUUAGGCAUGACCCAAGGCCUGCCUCAUGUCCACCAGUGGCGCAACCUAAUAAGCAGCCUGGCAAAACGGCCAGGCUCGUCAUCUCGAUGCCUCAAGAUAUCUGGUGUUGGGAAUUGCGAAGAAGGCCUCCAAACGAUUGGGGACAAGCUAAAACACUAUGCAAAAGGCUUGGGAGUGAAUUUCGAGUUUCUGAUGGUCCAAAGCAACUUGGAAAACCUCCAAGCAGAAGACUUCAGUAUCCUAGAAGGCGAAGUCCUAGUCAUAAACAGCAUUCUUCAGCUGCACUGCCUGGUGAAAGAAAGCCGAGGAGCACUGAACUCUGUCCUGCAAAUUCUGCAUAAGCUUUUGCCGAAGCUCCUGGUCCUGGUCGAGCAAGACUCAAGCCACAAUGGGCCGUUCUUCCUAGGGAGGUUCAUGGAGGCGCUGCAUUAUUACUCCGCCAUCUUCGACGCCUUAGACGCCAUGCUUCCCAAGUAUGACACCAGGAGGGCCAAAAUAGAGCAGUUCUUCUUCGCUGAAGAAAUCAAGAACAUUGUAAGCUGCGAGGGGCCCGCGAGGGUCGAGAGGCACGAGAGGAUUGACCAAUGGCGCAGGAGGAUGAGCCGUGCCGGGUUCCAGUCUGCGCCCAUUAAGAUGCUAACGAAGGCCAAGCAGUGGCUUGCGAAGUUCAAGGUAUGUGAAGGUUACACUAUAGUGGAAGAGAAGGGGUGCUUGGUUCUUGGCUGGAACUCCAAGCCCAUCAUUGCAGCUUCCUGUUGGAAAUGCUCCUAA